AGCCAUGUUAUAUUGCUGGUUUACAAUUUCUUUCCCAAUUAGGGCUCUUCACUCCAAAACCUUCCUCUCUUCUGAAUGUGAGACGCGCACUGAGCUGCCCCAAAUUGAAGAUGAAGCUGAAGCAGUUAGAGGGCCUUCUUGGUUCCCUUCAACAGUUCGAAACUCCAAAGAUUGAACUGGAACAAUAUCCAACUGGACCCCACAUUGCGUCUCGGUUGCUCUACACUAUUCCAUCCUUUAGCAUAAUUCAGGCAGAGAAUUCAUUUGGGGAUGUGUCGGAUAAGGUGGUGGCAGAUUUUGGUUGUGGGUGCGGUACACUUGGACUGGCUGCUGGUCUUUUGGGUGCAGAGCAUGUUAUUGGCUUUGAUAUUGAUGCGGAGUCUAUUGAAAUUGCAUCCUUAAAUGCAGAUGAGCUAGAGUUAGACAUGGAUUUCAUUCAAUGUGAUAUCAGGAACUUAAGAUUGUCAGAUCGAGCUAUUGAUACUGUAGUAAUGAAUCCUCCUUUUGGGACGAGGAAGAAAGGAGCUGAUAUGGAUUUUCUGUCUAUGGCUUUGAAGGUGGCUUCUGGAGCAGUUUAUUCCUUGCACAAGACCACAACGAGAGAUCACAUCAAAAGAACUGCAUUAAGAGAAUAUAAUGCAAGCAGUGCCGAGGUUCUAAGUGAGCUUCGUUUUGAUGUGCCCCAACUCUACAAAUUUCACAAGAAAAAGGAGGUUGAUGUAGCUGUGGACUUGUGGCGAUUCGUUCCAAAUAACAAUCGACCAAAGCAUUUGUAGAACUGUAGCAGGUACCUCUAGCUGGCCCGAAAAGAUCUUUAAGUAUAGCAUUUUCAACAGAACAAUAUUCUGUUGGGCAAUUGAGGUUCUUUCACAGACAUGAUCUUGUAACCAGUAUGCAGGGUUGAUUUCCCUUGGAUAUCAUGUUUCCCGGAUCAUAAAAAAACUUAUAAUUUACUUUGUACUUGACUACUUGUACAGAAUAUCCUACUCGACACGCCACAAGCACAGAGUCGAGGUGUAUCAAUUUGUUGCCCUCGUUCCA
Molecule: messenger RNA, 1041 nt
Organism: Sesamum indicum (sesame)
Lineage: Eukaryota; Viridiplantae; Streptophyta; Magnoliopsida; Lamiales; Pedaliaceae
Biological process (GO): rRNA methylation
Molecular function (GO): nucleic acid binding; rRNA (adenine-N6-)-methyltransferase activity
Source: RefSeq, a predicted model, not a curated record